Molecule: messenger RNA, 2156 nt
Organism: Lineus longissimus
Lineage: Eukaryota; Metazoa; Nemertea; Pilidiophora; Heteronemertea; Lineidae
Exons: 10
Coding region: 403-1314 (303 amino acids)
Molecular function (GO): protein binding
Source: RefSeq, a predicted model, not a curated record
UAAAGACACCAACGUAAAAUGAGUGAAAAUCUGUUUCUUACAAAGCCAUAAAAGGAUGAUCUCUAAAAUGCGCAAUCGGCAAAAAGCGCAGAGACACCCUUGCGCGAUCUCGAGAUUGCCGCGCAAUUAAAGGAUCCUAAGAAUGCGCAGCGCAAUCUUAAGAUAGCGCUAAUCGGCAAUUGGCGCAGAACACAAAUACUCGGGCAUGUCAGGAACCCAUUUACAAUACCACAUUUAAAUUCACAUUUCUUGUCGAUUUCAGCUUCUUCUCACAACAUUUUUGCAUCAUUGCUUGAAAUUAGACGUCACUGUAUUGAUGUGACAAUGAUGCAAUGGAAGAAACUGAUGUUCUGAUGAUUUGACUUCGGGAUUGAUAUCCAUAGUACUACUUCCAAAUCAACUAUGGGAAAGAGAUGUCCCAUUUAUAAGUAUCAGUGCGUUGAUGGGAAAUGCGUUAAUCAUUCAAUAAAAUGUGAUUCUUCAUGGGCAAAAUGCGGGUCAUUAAGGCGAGGUGCAGUCUACUGUGGAAAAAAAAAUGGGGAUAACUGUGUCACCUCGGAUCGUGAUUGCAUGCGACCGUGCGGUUUCUCCAAUUUACGGCACUACAACUACACAAAGCCUUGUCUUGACUACCCUGGCAAGUGCGCGUACUCAUCUCGAUAUUGUGUCCAGAAACCUAAGCCAUGUCGCAGUGACGAAAAGAGGUGUUCUAAUGGUACAUGUGUAAAGUACAAGGGCUACUGUGAUAUAUGUAUGGGCUACCGAUGUCAAGAUACGGGGAAAUGUUAUGAUUUCUUCCGAAAGUGUAAUAACAUACCAGACUGCUUAGAUAGAUCAGAUGAGUUGAACUGUCCGAAAACAAAUGAUCGACCCAGGCAAGAUUCUGGGUAUGACAGCCUUGAGAUGCUGUUGGGGUCGCUAGGUGCUGCUAUUCUCAUCACUCUGAUGAUAUUACGCGGCUGGUGGAUGCUGAACAAGAGCAGACGACGGCACCAGGAGGAAGCUGCCAUUCUUGCAAGCAACAGGAGGUUAUCGCAAUACGAACCGGCAAGGCCAGUCAGAGGUGGUGCUGGCCAAGAGUUUGAGAUGCCACGCAUGCCUGUUACCCCUGCCAACGACAACCUGGGAUUCGUACCAGUAACUCGGCCUACGACGGGGUACUCAUUUCAAGAACCUGCUGGUCCGCUGCCAACAGUAGCACCUCCUCCAUCAUACUCCGAGGUUGUCACGAAUCAAGACCAGUAUAAAAGAGCUGACCCUGAGCUUCCUACCUAUGAGGAGUCUGCACACUUUCCACCUACCCAUCCCCCUUAGGGCGAAGUGAAAUGGACAUGAUCAAACUUUCUUACUUUUGCAUUUUUAUCUAUCGGUGUAAUAUUCAUUGGGGAAUGAAAACAGCAUGCAGGACUGGUAAUAUGGAAGUGGUGAAACAGAAUAGGCCUUGAGUAUCUAUUGGGUCUAAAGUAACUUGCAAACAUUGAUCCGAACAUAGUUAGUCUUUAUUGCAAUUAUCAUGUAAAACCUAGUCAUUAUAUAUACAGUGAACUUUAUCUAUCAAACAUUCAAUUUUGAAAGGAAACUCAAUGGUCAUAUUUUACAUUCAGCUUUGAAUGGCUUCAUGUGAAAGCCUUUAUACAUGUAUACAGUUGUCCCUUCAUUUUGUGGCCCCAUGUUUACUUUUUGUUGGUGGGUUGUAAGCAAAGACAUUUUCAUGUAUAUUUCUAUCAUAUUCCCAUGAGAAUCUUAGCCUGUAUUCAUUGCCAAAAAAAUUGAACUCAGUUUAAAAAUUGAAUUCAGUUUCAGACGAUGCCAAAAAUGUGCUUUGGUACCAUGUUGACGCUAACUCAUAGUAUGGUAUUGGCCAAGCAAUUUUGUGAUGUUUUUUUGCAUGGAUUUUCUCUUAUUUUAUUUAAAGUCUAUCUUACCGAAUGGCAGCACUAUACUGCUGGCGAACUGUGUCUUUGAAUCUCCUUGGUAGAUUUUUACUUUUUGUCAGAGCUGGUUAUAUGAACCUCAUUCUGAACUUAUUUCUUGUUUAAAGAUAUACACUCGGAUUUGUUUUUUGACUGUAAAUUAUUAUGCACGAUGUAAUAUUCGAUACUGCAUGUCAAAUCGACUGUCUCUUUUUUAAAUAAAGUUUGUUACUAAAUACAACA